Microtus oregoni (creeping vole) is the source of this 984-nucleotide messenger RNA. It is a transcript of the gene Ncr1, whose product is annotated as natural cytotoxicity triggering receptor 1. The transcript is spliced from 7 exons. NCBI's taxonomy places the organism in Eukaryota, Metazoa, Chordata, Mammalia, Rodentia, Cricetidae. The coding region runs from base 1 to 984 and encodes 327 amino acids. The record is from RefSeq and is a predicted model, not a curated record.
AUGCUGCGGAUACUCACUGCCCUGCUGGGCCUGGGGCUAUGUCUGAGCCAGAGGAUCAACACAGAGAAACAGAGUCUCCAGAAACCUAUCAUCUGGGCCGAACCCAGUACCAGGGUCACAAAUGGAAAUGCUGUGACCAUCUGGUGCAAGGGACAUCACACUGCUACCCAUUAUCAACUGUAUUUUGAAGGAAGCUUUUCAGCCUUGGAGAGACCUAAGCCAAGUAGAGCAACAAAUAAAGUCAACUUCACCAUUCCACAAAUGACCUCACAUACCGCAGGGAAAUACACCUGCUGCUAUCAGAGUGGGGAGCGUCAAUCAAAGAGCAGCAAAGGCCUGAAUCUAAUAGUUACCGGUCUGUAUGACACACCCAACCUCUGGGUUCAUCCAGGACCUGAAGUAACCUUGGGAGAGAAUGUGACCUUCUUCUGUCAUCUGGAUUCUGGGACAAGCAAAUUCUUUCUGCUCAAGGAGGGAAGAUCCAACCAUGUCCAGCACAAACUUGGGAACAUCAAAGCAGAGUUUCCCAUGGGCCCUAUGACCAGAGCCCACAGAGGGACAUACAGAUGUUUUGGCUCUUACAAUGACCAUGUGUGGUCUUUCCCCAGUAAACCUGUGACACUACUCAUCCCAGGAGAUGUUGAUAACACCAGCCUUGCACCCACAGAUCCUACUUCUCUUGAUUAUUGGGAGUACAGCCUUUCAGCCGAAGAAGAAUCAGGAUUACAGAAGGACUUUGCCUUCUGGGAUCAUACAGCCCAAAAUCUCAUUCGGAUUGGUCUGGCAUGCAUAGUCCUGAUGACUCUAGUAUGGCUUUUGGUUGAAGACUGGCUCAGCAGGAAGAGGGAUAAAGAGGGGGCCAACAGAUCACCAAGUCGGGAGUACAAGAGAAGAUGGAGAGUCCAACAUUCCCUUGAAGAGGAACAAAGGAAUGCAAUUUCAAUGCGGGAACUGAAGGCAACUCCUGGACCUGGGGCCAUAUGA